GUGAAUGCAAACCCAGCCCAAGACCUGGUGAACCAGAUUCCACCCGUUGAGGUCAUGGGCCGAAUAGUGUCCUGUGACGGUGGGGGCGGCGCACUAGGACAUCCAAAGAUCUUCAUCAAUCUCGACAAUCCCGAGCCACAGCGCUGCACUUACUGCGGUAUCCGAUAUGUGCAGAAACCCCACCACUGA
This is a messenger RNA of Sphaeroforma arctica JP610, 189 nucleotides long. RefSeq lists its product as hypothetical. NCBI's taxonomy places the organism in Eukaryota, Ichthyosporea, Ichthyophonida. The record is from RefSeq and is a predicted model, not a curated record. The transcript has 2 exons. The annotation marks the transcript as partial. Gene Ontology annotation, biological process: mitochondrial electron transport, NADH to ubiquinone.